Molecule: messenger RNA, 1455 nt
Organism: Penicillium digitatum Pd1
Lineage: Eukaryota; Fungi; Ascomycota; Eurotiomycetes; Eurotiales; Aspergillaceae
Gene: egl3
Product: putative extracellular endoglucanase/cellulase
Biological process (GO): glucan catabolic process
Cellular component (GO): extracellular region
Molecular function (GO): cellulose binding; hydrolase activity, hydrolyzing O-glycosyl compounds
Source: RefSeq, a predicted model, not a curated record
AUGAAGUUCACAAACAUUGUUCUGGCCGCCAGCGCCGCCAGCGUGGCUUGCGCGUACCCCCGAGACAGAAACGUUGUUCCCUCCAAGCAGAGUGCUGAGAUCAAGAAGCGUGCUGCCAAUGGAUUCACUUGGGUCGGUGUCAGCGAGUCCGGUGCCGAAUUCGGCAGCAACAUCCCCGGUACUUUGGGCCAAGACUACGCCUGGCCCAAGACUUCCCAGAUUCAGAUCCUGAGAGAUGCCGGCAUGAACAUUUUCCGUGUACCCUUCUUGAUGGAGCGCCUGGUGCCUACCAGCAUUACUGGCGCCCCGGAUGCCACUUACCUGGCUGACCUCAAGUCUACCAUCAAGUUCAUUACCGACAGCGGUGCCUACGCCGUCCUUGACCCCCACAACUACGGAAGAUACCAUGGCAACAUCAUCAGCUCGACCUCCGAUUUCAAGGCCUUCUGGACUACCGUUGCUACCGAGUUCGCCUCCAACGAGAAGGUUAUUUUCGACACCAACAACGAGUACCACGAUCUUGACCAGACUCUCGUCCUGGACCUGAACCAGGCCGCCAUUGACGCCAUCCGUGCCGCUGGUGCCACCAGCCAGUACAUCUUCGUCGAGGGUAACGCAUGGACCGGCGCCUGGUCCUGGACCGACCACAACGACAACCUCAAGGCCCUUACCGACUCUGAGGACAAGAUCGUCUACGAGAUGCACCAGUACCUUGAUGGCGACAGCUCUGGCACUUCCGAGUCCUGCGCCAGCCCCACCAUUGGCAAGGAGCGUCUCCAGUCCGCCACCGCCUGGUUGCAGGAGAACAACAAGAGGGGUUUCAUCGGCGAGUUCGCCGGUGGUGUCAACGCCGACUGCCAGGCUGCCGUUGAGGGCAUGCUCGCCUACAUGUCCGAGAACAGCGACGUCUGGAUGGGUGCCGAGUGGUGGUCCGCCGGUCCUAUGUGGGGAUCUUACAUGUACAACUUGGAGCCCAGCAACGGCCCUGCGUACGCUUCCUACCUCCCCAUCCUCGAGAAGUACUUCGUCGACAGCGUUGCCUCUAUCAUUUCCCCCUCUUCCUCUUCUUCAUCCGGCUCCAAGGCUGCCGCCAAGCCUUCUACCACUGCCGCCGGCGUCGAGAUCACCUCCAUCCCCAGCAGCAACGUCCAGGCCUUCAGCUCCGUGAUUGAGCCUUCCAGCGCGACUGUCUCCGCUUCUGCCGAGGUUUCCGUCGCUGUUGCUCCCGUUGUCUCCUCCGCCACUACUGCCGCCCCGACUACCCUUGUCACUGUCACUGCCACUGCCAAGCCCCACACUGCCAAGCCCUCUAAUGCCAAGCCUUACACUGCUAAACCCUACACUGCCAAGCCCUUCACUCAGUGUGGUGGCAUCAACUGGACCGGCCCUACUGUCUGCGAGGCCGGUACCACCUGCGUCAAGCAGAACCCAUUCUACUACCAGUGUGUCAACUAA